Molecule: messenger RNA, 9285 nt
Organism: Plasmodium vivax (malaria parasite P. vivax)
Lineage: Eukaryota; Apicomplexa; Aconoidasida; Haemosporida; Plasmodiidae
Exons: 2
Coding region: 1-9060 (3019 amino acids)
Biological process (GO): spliceosomal tri-snRNP complex assembly; mRNA splicing, via spliceosome
Cellular component (GO): U5 snRNP; catalytic step 2 spliceosome
Molecular function (GO): U5 snRNA binding; pre-mRNA intronic binding; U1 snRNA binding
Source: RefSeq, a predicted model, not a curated record
AUGAGCGACCAUGGAGGGCGAGAACAGCCCGCGGAAGAUCCCUCGAACGAGGGCGAACAGCAGCAGAACGGCGAAGCCUACCAGGACCCAAGCAGAAGCGACACCCACAAUUACGAAAAUGGCCAAGGGGAGAACGCAGCGAAUGAUCAGCCCCCACUGAUAGAUAACAAUGGCGUGGCAAGAGGCCCCAUGCCCAGCAAUAUGAACCUCUUUAGCAAUCUCCAACCCCCCCCCAACAACUUAUAUUACAACAUGGCGCAGUACGGCAUUAACCCCAAUUUGAUCGAGUUGCCGGAAAAGGGGAAGAGCGGCCCCCCUUCAUCAGCGGCGGCAGCGGCAGGAGUGGCAGCAGCGGCAGCAGCGACAGCAGGGGCAGGGGCAACGGGGGCAACGGGGGCGAGCUUCGCGCACGGCAUGAAUUCGUUUCCCCCGGGCAUGUCGAACUUGCCACCCAACAUGCUGAACAUGCCGCCGCUGAUGAGCAGCCUCCCCCCCAACAUGGCGAACCUGCCUCCCAACAUGCCACCCAACAUGGCCAACCUGCCGCCAAACAUGGCGAACCUCCCCCCCAACAUGAACUACCUCAUGCCCAACAUGAUGAACCUGCCCCCGCCCCCCUUCAUGAUGAAAAUGAAAAACCAAAUGAAUGGCGCCGGGCCGGGGAUGAACGGCAUGCCGUAUUACUUCCCCCCCGGCGGGGCACACAUGGGCAGCUACGCACAAGCGGGAAUGGACGACAUGGCGGACCCGUUCGGAAACAACAUCAACCACUUACCCCCACCCAUGUACAUGAACGAAGCCGCAGGAGGGGAAAAUUACUACCCCUACAACAACGAGGAGGAGGACUACAUGCGGGGGGAGAGACGACACAACGGAGAAGACAUGCACGAUGAAUACAUAUCACGAAGUGAACGAAGGAAAAGAAGAAGAAGGAGGAGACAUUACGACGAGGAAAGCUACUAUGCCAAAAUGAAAUAUAGCCAAGUGGAAGAGACAGUAGAAAAGCCAGUCGAGAAGGAAGUCACUCCAGAGCCAACUGAAUUUAACCUAGUCAAAGAGAAGGCAAGAAAAUGGAAAAUGAUCAAUAGUAAAAAAUAUUCCAAAAAAAAAAAAUUUGGAGUGAUGGAAGAGAAGGAAGAAAUGCCAUGUGAGCAUUUGAGAAAAAUAGUGAAAGAACAUGGAGAUAUGAGUAACAAGAAAUACAGAUAUGAUAAGAGAGUCUACUUGGGUGCCUUGAAAUACGUGCCGCAUGCAGUUUUUAAACUUCUAGAGAAUAUCCCCAUGCCAUGGGAGCAAAUUAAAAACACAAAGGUGAUCUAUCACAUCACUGGGGCGAUUACCUUCGUAAAUGAAAUUUUCGUCGUCAUAGAUCCUUUGUAUAUUGCUCAAUGGGGAACCAUGUGGAUCAUGAUGAGAAGGGAAAAAAGAGAUAGGAAGCAUUUCAAAAGAAUGAGAUUCCCCCCCUUCGAUGAUGAGGAACCCCCCCUCGAUUACGCAGAUAACAUUCUAGAUAUAGAACCGCUAGAAUGCAUACAGAUGAAGCUAGACAAAGAUGAGGACAAAAGUGUCAUCGACUGGUUUUACGAAUCUAAACCGUUGCUAUAUAAUCGGAAUCACAUUUUGGGAACUAGCUAUAAGAAGUAUAAACUGAGUUUGGAACAAAUGGGGGUCCUCUACCGAUUAGGGAACCAACUCUUUAGCGAUUUUCAAGACGAUAAUUAUUUUUAUUUGUUCAAUUUGAAGUCCUUCUACACUGCCAAGGCGUUAAAUAUGGCCAUACCAGGUGGACCCAAAUUCGAGCCCCUAUACAGAGACAUCUACGAAGAUGAUGAAGACUGGAAUGAGUUUAAUGAUAUUAACAAAAUUAUUAUUCGUCAGCAAAUUAGGACGGAGUACAAAAUUGCCUUCCCCUAUUUGUAUAAUAAUAGGCCCAGAAAAAUUGCUGUUAGUAAGUACCACUCUCCUAUGUGUGUCUACAUCAAAUUGGAGGACAUAGAUCUCCCUCCGUUCUAUUACGACCUUAUCAUCAACCCCAUUCCUUCCUACAAAAUUAGAAAUUUUGAAAACCCAGAGAGGGAGAAAAAACACCUGGAUGACUUCUACCUCAUUUUUACAAAAAAGGAGGUGCACUACCAGCAGGUGCUGCCUACCCGGGGAGGGAGCGGCGCGAACGCUAAUCAGCGUAAAAAUAGGGGGAGGGAACUCUCCAGGGAGGACCCCCAAAGCGGGUAUAGCAGUGAUGGGAGCGAUGCGAGUAGUGGGGGAGAAGGAAGGGGAACCCACUCCAGGCGCAAACCUGGUAGGGGUAGCAAAAGCGAGAGGGAAAAGUACCCCAAAGAAGGAAGGACCAAGCGAGGGGAUAAACGUGACUCCUCCAGGCGGGACCGAAAGGGGGACCACCCCUCCAGUCAUGACGCGACUCUAUCGGAUGGGUACGAAGAUAACCGCCAGGAGGAUGACCACCUCCAUAACAGCGACGGGACGACGUACAGGAGUGGUCGCGGUAAGGGGACGGCCAGCCAGCACCCCCGCAGCAGCGACGACAACAGCGACACCAACGUCUGCAGCAGCAAGUAUAGGGACGAGGACCCGGUGGACAACAGCACGAUAGAGAACUACUCGGGGGAUAAUAGCUCCAGGACGGGCUGCCCCCGGGGCGGCAGGAAGAGGAGGAACCCCUACGAUGGGGAUGUUAGCGGUGAAAAUGGUGACGAUCGCGGCGACGGUAACGGCGAAAAUGGCAACCACUCGGGGGAGAACCACUCUGGGGAGAAGCAACCCGAAGCCGCGGCGCCGAGCAAGCUCAAAAUGGUAGUUAAACACGUGCAGUACGGAAUGCUGCCCCUGCUGCACGAGUACCCCCUGUACACGGAAAAAACCAUCAACGGAAUUCAGCUGUACCACGCGCCGUACCCAUUCAACAAAAAGUGUGGCUACACAAGGAGGGGCAUAGACAUCCCCCUCGUACAAUCCUGGUUCAAAGAACACAUAUCGACCAAGUACCCAGUGAAGGUGAGGGUGUCCUACCAGAAGCUCCUCAAAUGUUGGGUGCUAAAUCACCUGCACUCGAAGAGACCGAAGAGUAUGAAGAAGAAAUACCUCUUUAGAAUAUUUAAAAGCACGAAGUUUUUCCAGUGCACAGAAAUGGACUGGGUGGAGGUGGGCCUGCAGGUAUGCAGACAAGGAUACAACAUGCUGAACCUGCUCAUCCAUAGGAAGAAUUUAAAUUACCUUCACCUGGAUUACAACUUCAAUUUGAAGCCAGUCAAAACGUUAACCACGAAGGAGAGGAAGAAGUCUCGUUUUGGAAACGCCUUUCACCUCUGCAGGGAAAUACUGAGACUAACCAAAUCGAUAGUCGAUUCGCAUGUGCAGUAUAGGCUAGGAAAUAUUGAUGCGUACCAACUGGCCGACGGGAUUCAGUACAUUUUUUCCCACGUGGGGCAGCUGACCGGAAUGUACCGAUACAAGUACAGACUUAUGAGGCAAGUGAGGAUGUGUAAAGAUCUGAAGCACCUAAUCUAUUACCGCUUCAACACGGGGUCCGUGGGGAAAGGCCCCGGUUGUGGUAUGUGGGCACCCAUGUGGAGGGUGUGGAUUUUCUUCCUCAGAGGGGUUAUACCGUUGCUGGAAAGAUGGCUGAGCAAUUUACUGGCCAGACAAUUCGAGGGGAGAGUCUCCAAGGGGAUUGCCAAAACGGUUACCAAGCAGAGGGUGGAAAGCCACUUCGAUUUAGAGCUCAGAGCAGCUGUCAUGCAUGAUAUAAUCGAUAUGAUUCCGGCUGGUUUAAAAAAUAAUAAAGGGAAGGCCAGACUCAUUUUGCAACAUCUUAGUGAAGCUUGGAGGUGUUGGAAAGCCAACAUCCCUUGGAAGGUCGUCGGGUUGCCCCUCCCAGUGGAAAAUAUGAUCAUUCGGUAUAUUAAGUUGAAGGCGGAUUGGUGGAUUAACGCUACUUACUACAAUAGGGAGAGGAUUAAAAGAGGGGCAACUGUAGACAAAACGGUGUGUAAGAAAAAUCUGGGGAGGUUAACCAGACUCUGGCUGAAGGCAGAACAGGAAAGGCAGCAUGAGUACCUAAAGGACGGUCCCUACGUCACUGGAGAAGAAGCAGUCGCGCUGUACACCACGGCAAUCCACUGGUUCGAAUCGCGUAAAUUUACGCAUAUUCCUUUUCCCCCCCUGAAUUAUAAGCAUGAUACGAAGUUACUCAUUUUGGCGCUGGAGAAACUGAAGGAAACUUUUACCGUUAAAAAUAGACUAAACCAAUCACAGAGGGAAGAGCUGGGGUUCAUAGAACAGGCGUACGACAACCCGUAUGAGACGCUCUCAAGAAUAAAAAGGCACCUACUCACCCAGAGAGCUUUCAAAGAGAUAUCCAUCUCGUUCCUUGACCUCUACACGCACCUAGUACCUGUGUAUGAAGUGGACCCGCUGGAAAAAAUUACAGACGCGUACCUAGACCAAUAUCUAUGGUAUGAAGGAGACCUAAGGAAUUUAUUUCCCAAUUGGGUCAAACCAUCCGAUAACGAACCGCAACCAUUGCUAGUGUAUAAAAUGUGCCAGGGGAUAAACAACCUGCAUAACAUUUGGGAAACCAAAAAUAAUGAAUGCCUGGUAAUGCUGCAAACACAGUUUAGUAAAAUAUACGAGAAAAUCGAUUUGACUCUCCUUAACAGGUUGCUGCGGCUGAUUGUAGACCACAACAUUGCGGAUUACAUCACCGCGAAGAAUAACACAAAUAUUACCUUUAAGGAUAUGAACCAUAUAAACUCCUUUGGGAUUAUUAGAGGCCUUCAAUUUUCCUCCUUUGUAUUUCAGUACUAUACCAUCAUUAUCGAUUUGCUCAUUCUAGGGCUGACCAGGGCGUACGAUAUUGCCGGGCCCUACAAUGAUGUUAACCCAUUUCUAAGCUACCAGAAUGUGAGAGUGGAAACGAGACACCCUAUCCGACUCUACUGCAGAUAUGUAGACAAAAUUUGGAUCCUCUUCAAAUUUUCCAAUGAAGAAUCCAAAGAUCUGAUUCAGAAAUUUUUAACAGAAAAUCCGGACCCUAAUAAUGAGAACAUCGUGGGGUAUAAUAACAAGACGUGCUGGCCAAGGGACUGUCGAAUGAGGAAGAUGAAGCAUGACGUUAACCUAGGCAGGGCAACCUUCUGGGAAAUUCAAAAUAGAAUCCCCAGAUCGUUAACUUCUCUAGACUGGGAUCACCACAACACGUUUGUUAGCGUCUAUUCGAAGGACAAUCCCAAUUUGCUCUUCACCAUCGCAGGAUUUGAAGUUCGAAUUCUCCCCAAAAUAAGGCAACUGUCCUACGGCAUUAACAUGUACACUACGUACAUAAAUGAAUAUGGGAAGAAAGAUCACCCCCCUGGUAAGGAUCCCUCCUCCACCACGAGUGCAGAUCAACCCGGUGGAGGAGAAAAAAACGUGGUCGUAUCAUCCAGUGAAAAGGAAGGCACUUGGAAGCUGCAAAACGAAGUUACCAAAGAAAUCACCGCAGAGGCGUACCUAAAAGUUUCGGAAAAUAGCAUGAAACGAUUUGAAAAUCGAGUCAGGCAAAUUUUAAUGUCCUCUGGAAGCACCACGUUUACCAAAAUUGCAAACAAAUGGAACACCACCCUCAUCGGGUUGAUGACCUACUUCAGGGAGGCCGUCUUAGACACUGAGGAGUUGCUAGACUUGUUGGUUAAGUGUGAAAAUAAAAUACAAACCCGUAUUAAGAUAGGCCUAAAUUCGAAGAUGCCUUCUCGUUUCCCCCCCGUGGUGUUCUACACACCUAAGGAAUUGGGUGGCCUGGGGAUGCUCUCCAUGGGGCACAUACUUAUCCCCGAGUCGGACCUACGUUAUAUGAAACAAACGGACAGCGGGAAAAUCACCCAUUUUAGAGCGGGGCUCUCCCACGAAGAAGACCAGCUGAUCCCCAACCUGUACAGGUACAUCUCCACCUGGGAGAGUGAAUUUCUGGAGAGCCAGCGAGUGUGGUGCGAAUAUGCCUUAAAAAGAAACGAGUGCCACAAUCAAAAUAAGAAAAUCACUUUGGAAGAUUUGGAAGACUCCUGGGAUAAGGGGAUCCCCAGAAUUAAUACCCUGUUUCAGAAGGACAGACAUACCUUGGCGUAUGACAAGGGGUGGAGAAUAAGGCAGCUCUUCAAGCAGUAUCAAAUUAUUAAGAGCAACCCCUUCUGGUGGACCAAUCAGAGACACGACGGGAAGCUGUGGAAUCUGAACAAUUAUCGAACGGACAUGAUUCAAGCCUUGGGAGGGGUCGAGGGGAUACUAGAGCAUACCCUAUUUAAGGGCACCUUCUUCCCCACAUGGGAAGGACUCUUUUGGGAGAAGGCCAGCGGGUUUGAAGAAUCUAUGAAGUAUAAGAAGUUAACCAAUGCGCAGAGAAGUGGACUGAAUCAAAUUCCCAACAGAAGGUUCACCCUGUGGUGGUCCCCAACAAUUAACAGGGCAAAUGUGUACGUAGGGUUCCAAGUGCAGUUAGACCUAACGGGUAUAUUCAUGCACGGGAAAAUACCCACUCUCAAAAUUUCGCUUAUCCAGAUAUUUAGAGCACAUCUGUGGCAGAAGAUUCACGAAUCGCUAGUCAUGGACAUCUGCCAAGUGUUCGAUUUAAACUCGGACCUGCUGGACAUCGAAACGGUGCAGAAGGAGACAAUCCACCCGAGGAAGUCCUACAAAAUGAAUAGCUCCUGUGCGGACAUUCUCCUCUUUGCCAAUUACAAAUGGGGUAUUUCGAAACCGUCUCUCCUUUCAGAUGAUGAUAACAUUUUUCUGAACAAUUUAGAGGUAAAAGCGAACAGCUCCAUCGCCCUGGGGUCCUACCCCUACACUUCUAAUCAGUACUGGAUUGACAUUCAGCUCCGAUGGGGAGAUUUCGAUUCCCAUGACAUUGAGAGGUACAGCCGAGCCAAGUUCCUAGAUUACACCACAGACAAUUUGUCCAUAUAUCCCUGCCUCACGGGGGUCCUAAUAGGAGUGGACUUGGCAUAUAACCUAUACUCCGCUUAUGGUAACUGGUUUAACAACCUCAAACCGUUGAUGCAGAAGGCGCUGCAGAAAAUUAUUCAGUCGAACCCGUCGCUCUACGUGCUGAGGGAGAGAAUCAGAAAGGGGCUUCAGUUGUACUCCUCUGAACCCACAGAACCGUAUCUAAAUACGCAAAAUUAUAAUGAGCUUUUCUCUUCGCAGACCAUCUGGUUUGUGGAUGACACGAAUGUGUACAGAGUUACCAUCCAUAAGACGUUCGAAGGGAACCUUACCACCAAGCCGAUUAAUGGAGCCAUCUUCAUUUUGAACCCAAAAACAGGACAGCUCUUUUUAAAAAUUAUCCACACAUCUGUAUGGAUUGGGCAGAAGCGGUUAUCUCAGCUAGCCAAAUGGAAGACAGCAGAGGAAGUGGCCUCCCUAAUUAGGUCCCUCCCUAUAGAAGAGCAACCCAAACAAAUUAUCGUAACGAGAAAAGGAAUGCUCGACCCGUUAGAAGUGCACUUGCUAGACUUCCCAAACAUUAUCAUCAAAGGAACGGAAUUGAAUCUCCCCUUUCAAGCCCUACUGAAGCUGAACAAAAUAGGAGACCUCAUUUUAAAGGCAACCCAACCACAGAUGCUUCUCUUCAAUUUGUAUGACGAUUGGCUAAACACCAUUUCGUCCUUCACCGCAUUUAGUAGGCUAAUCCUUAUACUGAGAAGUCUACACAUCAACCCACAGCAAACGAAAAUCCUCCUGCAACCGAAUAAAAACAUAGUCACGCAGCCUCAUCAUAUCUGGCCCUCCUUCAACAAUAACCAGUGGAUUAACUUAGAGGUGCAACUGAAAGAUUUAAUUCUUAACGACUACGCGAAGAGAAACAAUGUGCAUAUCGCUUCGCUGACUCAGAACGAAAUACGGGACAUCCUCUUGGGUAUGGAGAUAACCCCCCCAUCUAUACAGAGGCAGCAAAUUGCAGAACUGGAAAAGAGCAAUUUGGAUAACAUAGAACAGCAAAUGAAAGUUACCACAUCCAAAACGACCACGAAGCAUGGAACCGAAAUGAUCGUCUCGACGUUAUCCCCUCACGAACAGCAGACAUUCACGACGAAGACGGAUUGGAAAAUAAGAUACCUUGCGAAUAACUCCCUACUCUUUAGAACCAAAAAUAUUUACGUUAAUAAUAGCUCAUUAAAGAGUGUAUCUCAAGAAGGAGGCAACAGCGGGGUGAAUACCAUCAGCUCUAUUAACGAUUAUACAUACGUCAUUGCCAAAAAUUUACUUGAAAAAUUUAUUUGCAUUUCAGAUUUGAAAAUACAAGUUGGGGGCUUUCUCUAUGGGUCCUCCCCACCGGAUAACUCCUUUGUGAAGGAGAUCAAAUGCAUUCUCAUCCCCCCCCAGAUUGGCAACUACCAAUCGGUUACCCUGUCGAAUUAUUUGCCCUCCAGUAAAUAUUUAGACAAUUUAGAAAUCCUCGGGUGGAUUCACACCCAAACCACCAACUGCUCCAACACCUCUAACCACUUGACCACGUACGACAUGGUUUCUCAUUUAUCAUUUCUUCAAGAGUGUAAAGUUAGGAAGAAGAAAAAAGCAAAUGGGUUAGGAACAGCAGGGGGAGCCUACUCCGAUGAGGACAUCCCCCCUGAAGAUAAUGCAAAUGAUGACAGUGGGGAAUUCUCCAAAAUAUGGGAUAAAAACAAAACGAUAAUUCUCACUUGCUCAUUUACACCAGGUAGCUGUACCAUCAAUGCGUACAAAUUGACAGAUGACGGAUAUGCCUUUGCGAAGGGGAAACAAAAUUCAGCUGAUUUGUAUGCCUACCCGAAUGCCACUAAUCUGUAUGAACAAGUUCAGAUUUUACUUUCCAAUGUCUUUGUUGGCUUCUUCCUAAUUCCAGAUGAUAACAUAUGGAACUACAAUCUGAUGGGAAUCAAAUUUAACAAUAAUCAAAAGUACUCCGCGCUUUUGGACAUCCCGCAACCCUUUUACGCCGACAUCCACAGGCCCAACCACUUUCUCCAGUUUUCCCUGCUUGACCAGCACGACGGGGAUGAGGCGGACGUCGAGACUUCCUUCAUUUGAGCGCAGCGUGUGGGAAAAAAAGGGGGCCCCCCCCAACGCGUUGCUCCGCGGUUCAUCAGUUUUGCGCCCACCUUGUAUUACAUAUGUUACAUGUGUUUAUCUGCGCAGUGUGGCUGCCCCGUUUGUGUGCCCACCCCAUUUUAUCACAACUUAGCCAAAAAGGGUUACUACUCUGUGGAGGGAGGCCCAAUUAAAGGAGCUCCCCCUCCCGUCGUUUAAUUAAUU